AUGGCCCCCCUGGCUCACACCCUGGCACUGCUGGCAAUGACCGUGGCCACUGCGGCCAUCACAAUGGUGACCCUGGACAUGGCCCAGAACUCCUUUGAUGACCAGUACCUCAACUGUAGCCCUGCCAUGACUGAGGCCUUGCUGGCCCUCAACAUUUCCGAGUUCCAGGAGAACAAGAAGUUUUCCCAGGCCUGGGUGAAGGCCACGGCCGAGUGGCAGAAGCGGGGCUUCUCUUCAUCCCCUCUGUCUCCAGCCCAGGCCAUCGCCCUCAUGGCCUACAAAAUGAAGGAUGUGUAUAGGGAGUUCAAUGAAGCCGUGCGCACAGCUGGACGCUCCUGCCAGGAAUACCGGUACAACUUCCACUUCAAAACGCUGCAUUUCCUGCUAACCCAGGCCCUCCAGAGGCUGAGAUGCCCUAAUAAAUGUCUGGAUGUGUUCCGUGGGGUGAGGACAGUCCAGUUCAAUGUGACACCUGGUGAGAAAGUCCGCCUCAGUCAAUUCACUUUUUCGUCGCUGGACAAAACGGUGGCCCAGCGUUAUGGGACAGACACAAUGUUUGAGGUGCACACAUGCCACGGUGCCGACAUCCAGAAAUUUUCCUUCAAUCAAAGCGAGAAGGAGGUGCUGAUCCCACCUUUCGAGACCUUUACGGUCACCAAAGUCACCAGGGAAGGGAAGAAGGUGCAUAUUGAGCUUCGCUCCACCGGGAACUCCAGCAACUACAACUGCGAGUGGCUGCGAGGUGGGAGCCUCCCCAGGAACUCCCCCCACCUUGGGGGUCUUCUCCUGGCCACCGUGGCCAUGGCAGUGGCCAUUGGAACCCUCUAA
This is a messenger RNA of Melospiza georgiana, 828 nucleotides long. RefSeq names its product NAD(P)(+)--arginine ADP-ribosyltransferase 2-like. The coding region runs from base 1 to 828 and encodes 275 amino acids. Lineage: Eukaryota; Metazoa; Chordata; Aves; Passeriformes; Passerellidae. The record is from RefSeq and is a predicted model, not a curated record. The transcript has 2 exons. Gene Ontology annotation, molecular function: NAD+ poly-ADP-ribosyltransferase activity; NAD+-protein-arginine ADP-ribosyltransferase activity.